This is a messenger RNA of Rotaria sp. Silwood2, 534 nucleotides long. The record is from the annotation of a GenBank genome assembly. NCBI's taxonomy places the organism in Eukaryota, Metazoa, Rotifera, Eurotatoria, Philodinida, Philodinidae.
AUGUAUUUUUAUUUUACAGAGAUUCGUACCUUAUCUCCUAUACCUGUUCCACCACGAUCAGUUAUCAUUGAACGUUUUCCACCUACUCCAGAAAGACCACGCGAUAUUGUAAUUGAACGAUGGAUUCCCUACGGACCUCGACCUGAACGUCGUACAGUUGUUGAACCUGCUCCUCCUGCUAUUACGUAUCCACGGCCAACUCAUACUAUUAUUGUUUAUGAAACUGUUCAAACGCGUAUAACUCGACGAUUUGAAAAACGUGGUGUUACCCAAGAAAAUCCUGACGCAUAUGUUGCUCGUUAUGGGUCAUCACUUUUAGAUUCAGCAGCACUUGUUCAAGAAGCUCGACGUGCUGGUGUUAUUGAAGAUAUAACACCUCCGGUAUCAUCAUCUUCAAUAUAUAAAACGAUAUACGGAAAUGUUAUUGAUUAUGAUCAGUCAGAUGAUAUAAUCCAGCAAAAUUUUUCAUCAUCACGUGUAAUUACUGAUGUUAAACGUGAUGGACUGACGACAUAUCAAGAUGAAUUUCAAUGA